CAGACAGCCCAAUUCUCUUGACACUCAUUCCGUCCAAUUCUCUUGACACUCAUUCCGUCCAACUUAGAUUCGAAAUCCUGUCAGUUUACUGAUCUCCGUUCUUUACUGUACUCAGCGACAGCGAAACGAGACUGUUAGAGCCAUAUACUUUUGGAAGCAAUGGCAUGGAGAGGACAACUUUCCAAAAACAUAAAAGAACUUCGGUUUUUGAUGUGCCAGUCAUCAUCUGCAAGUGCAUCUGCAAGGGCUUUUGUGGAAAAGAAUUAUAAGGAACUGAAGACAUUGAACCCAAAAUUGCCGAUAUUAAUCCGUGAGUGCAGUGGAGUUGAACCCCAGUUAUGGGCUAGAUAUGAUUUGGGUGUUGAGAAAGCCAUCAAAUUGGAAGGGUUGUCAGAGGCACAAAUCUCUAAGGCUCUUGAAGAUCUGGCAAAAGCAGGACAGUCGUCCAAAGCAUGACAGUGCACAGUGCUGCUUAUUUUCCAUGUCUGAACUGGAAUAAAUGAUUUCAUGCUUCGCUUGUUAUAGCUAACUGCUUUUGGUAUUAAAAUAAGCCAGAUUUAUGUUUGUUUCUUCUGUCUCUUUCUGCAUCUUACAUAAAUUUCAUGUAAGACACUGAUGAGUUUAAGUUGAAAUCCUAGUUUUGUAUGUUAGAA
Vigna radiata var. radiata (mung bean) is the source of this 653-nucleotide messenger RNA. Its product is annotated as NADH dehydrogenase [ubiquinone] 1 alpha subcomplex subunit 2. The coding region runs from base 160 to 456 and encodes 98 amino acids. The transcript has 4 exons. The record is from RefSeq and is a predicted model, not a curated record. NCBI's taxonomy places the organism in Eukaryota, Viridiplantae, Streptophyta, Magnoliopsida, Fabales, Fabaceae.